GUGGGGGGGCGGGUGAAAGUGAAAGAAAAAAAUAAUAAUGAUGGCGGUGACUGCUGGAUCGGGGUGCAAGGAGGGAGGAAGCAAGAGUAGUAGUAUAGCAAUGGACAAUGGAAAGUACGUAAGAUAUACGCCUGAGCAGGUGGAGGCAUUAGAAAGGCUUUACCAUGAUUGUCCAAAGCCCAGUUCCAUGCGCCGCCAGCAACUUAUCAGGGAAUGCCCCAUCCUCUCCAAUAUCGAGCCUAAGCAGAUCAAAGUCUGGUUCCAGAACCGAAGAUGUAGAGAGAAGCAGAGGAAAGAGGCGUCGAGAUUGCAGGCUGUGAACAGGAAACUGUCGGCCAUGAAUAAGCUUUUGAUGGAGGAGAACGACAGGUUGCAGAAGCAAGUCUCGCAGCUUGUCUAUGAGAACACCUACUUUCGUCAACAGACUCAGAAUGCGCCCCUUGCUACGACAGACACAAGUUGUGAAUCGGUAGUGACAAGUGGUCAACACCAUUUGACUCCUCAGCAUCCACCAAGGGAUGCCAGCCCUGCAGGACUUCUGUCCAUUGCAGAGGAAACUUUAGCAGAGUUUCUUUCAAAGGCCACUGGAACUGCUGUGGAGUGGGUCCAAAUGCCUGGGAUGAAGCCUGGUCCGGAUUCCAUAGGAAUCGUUGCUAUUUCUCACGGUUGCACUGGUGUGGCAGCACGUGCAUGCGGCCUUGUGGGUUUAGAACCUACAAGAGUCGCUGAAAUCCUCAAAGAUCGGCCUUCAUGGUUCCGUGAUUGCCGAGCUGUGGAUGUCAUAAACAUGUUGUCCACCGGAAAUGGUGGAACCAUUGAACUGCUUUACAUGCAGCUCUAUGCACCGACUACCUUGGCACCUGCUCGCGAUUUCUGGUUGUUGCGCUACACUUCUGUUUUGGAAGAUGGUAGUCUUGUGGUUUGUGAAAGAUCAUUGAACAACACUCAGAAUGGUCCGAGCAUGCCACCGGUGCAGAAUUUCGUUAGAGCAGAGAUGCUCUCAAGUGGGUAUCUCAUACGGCCUUGUGAAGGUGGUGGAUCAAUCAUUCAUGUAGUCGAUCACAUUGACUUGGAGCCGUGGAGCGUGCCUGAAGUUUUGCGCCCACUUUACAAGUCGUCAACCUUGCUUGCCCAGAAGACAACUACAGCUGCUUUACGCCAUCUGAGGCAGAUUUCUCAAGAAGUUUCUCAACCGAAUGCCACUGGAUGGGGAAGAAGACCUGCAGCCCUGCGUGCGCUGAGUCAGAAACUAAGCAAGGGUUUCAAUGAAGCGGUCAAUGGAUUUACAGACGAAGGAUGGACUAUGUUAGAAAGUGAUGGCAUUGAUGAUGUUACCCUUCUUGUAAACUCGUCGCCAAGCAAGAUGAUGGGAAUGAAUCUUCCUUAUGCCAAUGGAUUCCCAUCCGCAAGCAACUCGGUGUUAUGUGCCAAAGCAUCCAUGUUGUUGCAGAAUGUGCCACCUGCAAUACUUCUAAGAUUCCUGCGAGAGCACCGGUCAGAGUGGGCGGACAGCAACAUCGAUGCUUACUCAGCUGCUGCCAUUAAAGCUGUUCCGUGUAGCUUGCCGGUACCUAGAGCUGGAAGUUUUGGUGGUCAGGUUAUUCUUCCACUGGCUUACACAAUUGAGCAUGAAGAGUUCAUGGAGGUCAUUAAGCUUGAGAAUAUGGGCCACUAUCAAGAUGAUAUGAUAAUGCCAGUUGACAUUUUCCUCUUGCAACUUUGUAGUGGAGUGGAUGAGAAUGCCGUUGGUACCUGUGCCGAACUCAUCUUUGCUCCAAUUGAUGCUUCCUUUUCUGAUGAUGCACCUAUUCUACCUUCGGGAUUCCGCAUCAUUCCUCUAGAUUCUGGGGUGGACGCCCCCAGUCCGAACCGCACACUCGAUCUUGCGUCUGCUCUUGAAGUUGGCCACACAGGAAACAGGACAUCUGGUGAUAAUGCUGGCAACUCUGGGAACAGAAAGUCUGUGAUGACAAUAGCAUUCCAGUUUGCAUUCGAAAUGCACCUUCAAGAAAGUGUUGCUGCUAUGGCUCGCCAGUAUGUUCGGAGUAUCAUAGCCUCAGUUCAGAGAGUGGCACUCGCUCUCUCCCCUUCUGGCUUUGGCUCCAACGUCGGUCUCAGGCCGCCACCUGGCACUCCUGAAGCACAGACGCUCGCUCGUUGGAUUUGUCAAAGCUAUAGGUGCUAUCUUGGGGUGGAACUACUUAAAAAUGAAGGAAGCGAAUCCAUUCUCAAGUCCCUGUGGCAUCACUCAGAUGCAGUUCUGUGCUGCUCCUUGAAGGCAUUGCCCGUUUUUACAUUUGCAAACCAAGCGGGACUGGACAUGCUGGAGACGACCUUGGUCGCGCUUCAAGACAUUACACUGGAGAAGAUUUUCGACGACAAUGGAAGAAAGACCCUUUGCUCUGAGUUCCCUCAGAUAAUGCAGCAGGGUUUCAUGUGUCUUCAAGGCGGAAUCUGCAUGUCGAGCAUGGGAAGGCCGAUUUCAUAUGAGAGAGCAGUGGCUUGGAAGGUCUUGAACGAAGAAGAAAGUGCUCACUGCAUCUGCUUCAUGUUCAUUAACUGGUCUUUUGUAUGAAAUUACUAGAACUUAGCUUCAGUUACCAAAGUCUGCUAGGUUAGAUUAGGCCAGUAUUUUUUUUUCCACUUUUUUUUUUUUUUUUUUUGGGUUAAUUUGGUAUGGACAAACCUGUAGCACUUGGAUAUGCAUCAUUUGAAUGCAUUGGAGCCCCAUUUUUUGUUCU
Messenger RNA from Morus notabilis, 2741 nucleotides. Its product is annotated as homeobox-leucine zipper protein ATHB-8. The record is from RefSeq and is a predicted model, not a curated record. Gene Ontology annotation, molecular function: lipid binding; DNA binding; DNA-binding transcription factor activity. The transcript is spliced from 18 exons. Lineage: Eukaryota; Viridiplantae; Streptophyta; Magnoliopsida; Rosales; Moraceae. Bases 38 to 2575 code for a protein of 845 amino acids.